CCAUAGAUUUGACCUCCUUUACAGCGUCUUUCUCUUUAAACUUUAUCGGUAUGUUUAGGUUCUGGCGUGGAAAGUAGCGUAGAAAUUAUAUUAUUAUCAAGUAAUGUGUGAAUUUGGUAAAAAAUAAUUGAUUUGGUUUUAACCCGUCUGUGUUACAUACUUCGUAGAUAUGCAUUUAUUAUUGUACCAAUGAAGUUAUAUAAAAAACCAUAAAGCUUCCUAAGUUAAAUUAAUAAAAUAUUUACGAUAAGAAUGGAUACCAUGGAAGAAAAAGCGGACUUAUUUGUGGAAAAACUUUUAACAGAAGGGGCACAAAUUGCAUGCGAUGACAGUGAAACUUCCUUUAAAAAGACGAAAGUUGACCAAGAUGACUUACCUCCUUUCUAUGAUGAAGGACUGUUUAAAAAAGGACAACAGUUUUAUCACAAAAAUAUAUUCGCGAUAUUUGGAGGCAAGAUAUACGGGCUAAUGUCGGUGUUGGCUAUUCCGACCAUAUUAAGAAUAUUAGUCCACACCAAGCAAUCUGGUACGGAAUAUACUGCUUACCGCAGAUAUGUGUCUACCAUUUUACAUAUGACAAUUUGGUAUGAUUCUGAAUUUAAACCUGGAUCAAAACUUUGGAAAUCAAUCUCACAGGUCAAAAGCCUCCACAACUCCGCAAGUAAUAGUGGAUGCCAAGCAGGUCUUAAUCGAAUAUCCCAAAGAGACAUGGCAUUAACGCAAUUUGGUUUCAUGGGGUACCAACUAGUUAGAAGCAAACAACUUGGAGUGUAUUAUGCAACAAAUGAGGAGUGGCAAGCUUUCAUACAUGUUUGGAGAGUUAUUGGAUAUUUAUUAGGAAUUGAAGACAGGUUCAAUAUUUGUAAAGGUUCUGUGGCGGAAACAAAAGCAAUAUGUGAAAAACUGAUCGAGCGAGCUUUUAUUCCAAAUAUUAACAAAAAGGAUCCAGAGUUUAUCGAAAUGUCCCAGUAUUUAUGUAGAGGUCUAUGGGCGAUACAGCCCUUCUUAAAUUUCGAUGUUCUAUGGUUUCUUUUAAAUUGUUUAUUGGUAAAUAAGAUGAAUAUGACUAAUGAUAAUGAGAAUUAUAAAAAGUUAACUUUUAAACAAAAGAUCCUGUUGUACGUAGUAUGUUUGACCAUAUCCAGUUUGAAAUUUGCACCCUUUAGAUGGUUCCAUAAUAAUGGAAAGUACAGAGAUUUGUGGCUAAUAAAAAACUUUCCAUUUUUAGCAUACUAUAAAUUCGGAUUCUCGAAUACGAAAGUUAAACAUUUGUAAUUCAAUUAAAAUAUUUGUAAUGUAAUAAAAAACUGUAGAAAGAUUAUGUGGAACAUGAUUAAAAAUAUAUUAGUUUA
This is a messenger RNA of Anthonomus grandis grandis, 1352 nucleotides long. RefSeq lists its product as uncharacterized. The transcript is spliced from 6 exons. Bases 253 to 1275 code for a protein of 340 amino acids. Gene Ontology annotation, molecular function: oxidoreductase activity. NCBI's taxonomy places the organism in Eukaryota, Metazoa, Arthropoda, Insecta, Coleoptera, Curculionidae. The record is from RefSeq and is a predicted model, not a curated record.